Messenger RNA from Rotaria sp. Silwood2, 390 nucleotides. The record is from the annotation of a GenBank genome assembly. Lineage: Eukaryota; Metazoa; Rotifera; Eurotatoria; Philodinida; Philodinidae.
AUGACGACAGUUGUUGAUAGUAGCGAUGAAGAAGAGCCGAAAUCUGACAAAGAAAAGAAGACAUGCCCUCCACCUACAGUCACUGUAAAACCUUCGUGGUCAGUACAACAGAUACAAGAUGCUUUAUCAGAAUCGCCAUUUGCUAGUAUUCCAACCGAGAUUCUUAUUCGAAUCUUUCGAUUACUCUCGGUAUCUGAUCUGGGAAAUGUUGCAUUGGUGUGUCGAUCUUUUAAACUAACUGUUGAUCAUGAUGAAAUAUGGCAAUCGAAAUGCAAUACAUCGCAUAGAUUAUAUUCAAAAUCGUUCAAAGAAAUCUACAUGGACUGGAUCUAUGAAAAGUAUUUGCACAAUCAAGAAUUAAAGAAGACCGAAAAUGCUCGUGGACUUUAA